This is a messenger RNA of Scomber japonicus (chub mackerel), 2743 nucleotides long. It is a transcript of the gene sh3glb1a, whose product is annotated as SH3-domain GRB2-like endophilin B1a. The record is from RefSeq and is a predicted model, not a curated record. Gene Ontology annotation, molecular function: protein binding. Gene Ontology annotation, cellular component: cytoplasm; membrane. The transcript is spliced from 9 exons. NCBI's taxonomy places the organism in Eukaryota, Metazoa, Chordata, Actinopteri, Scombriformes, Scombridae. Bases 104 to 1195 code for a protein of 363 amino acids. Gene Ontology annotation, biological process: membrane organization.
CCGACAAAAAAAAGUUGCUUCAAUGACAUUUUCUACAGAGAUGGCAGUUUGACUGUAAAACGAACCAGUUGUAGUAUUAAGAGUUUAUUACCCAGGCGGUGUCAUGGAUUUUAAUGUGAAGCGGUUAGCUGCAGACGCUGGUACCUUCCUGAGCCGCGCCGUACAAUUUACAGAGGAGAAGCUUGGCCAGGCUGAAAAGACAGAGUUGGAUGCCCAUUUGGAGAAUCUUUUGGUCAGAGCUGAGAACACCAAGCAAUGGACAGAGAGGAUCAUGAAGCAGACAGAAGUCUUAUUACAGCCCAACCCAAAUGUCCGACUAGAAGAAUUUGUGUAUGAGAAAUUGGAGAAGAAAGUCCCAACACGAAUGAACAACCAUGAGCUGUUGGGCCAGUCCAUGAUAGAAUCAGGAAAUGAGUUUGGUCCUGGAACCGCUUACGGAAAUGCUCUGAUUAAAUGUGGCGAGACAGAGAAGCAGAUUGGUGGGGCGGAGCGGGAGUUCAUUCACAGUUCGGCCAUCAACUUCCUGACACCUUUCAGGAACUUUCUAGAGGGUGACUUCAAAACCAUCCUGAAAGAACGGAAGCUGCUGCAGGUCAAACGCUUGGAUCUGGAUGCUGCCAAAACCAGGCUAAAGAAAGCCAGGAUGGCUGAUGCAAGAGCUGCAGCGGAGCAGGAGCUGAGGAUGACCCAGAGCGAGUUUGACCGGCAGGCAGAGAUCACCCGACUGCUGCUAGAGGGCGUCAGCAGCACCCACGCACACCACCUACGCUGCUUGAAUGACUUUGUGGAGGCCCAGACCACAUACUAUGCACAGUGUUACCAGUACAUGGUGGAUCUCCAAAAGCAGCUCGGCAGUUUCCCUUCGUCAUUCUCCAACAACAACCAGUCGUCUGUGUCAGGCGGGGCCAGCAUCUCAGUCCCCACCAUACCAGUGUCGGCCUCCCUGCCCAACCCGUCUGGCCGCGGCAGCUCUGCCACAUCGGGCGGCUUCAAUGAACUGCGUAGCUCCAGCGGUAGCCGCAAAGCCCGAGUCCUUUACGACUACGACGCCGCCAGCAGCAGCGAACUUUCCCUGUUGGCUGAUGAGGUGAUCACAGUCAGCAGCGUCCCCGGUAUGGAUUCAGACUGGCUGAUGGGCGAAAGAGGCAACCAGAAGGGCAAAGUGCCAAUCACCUACCUGGAGCUACUUAACUGAGACCCCACAAACAGCCCCUCCAGCCCUCUGUAACCAGCUGUGAUCUCAUAUUUAUAUAUUGUGUUGCAGGGACAGGCCUCACUUCUUUCUUUUUUUUCUCUUCCAUUCUGUCAUUUUACAGUAAGUUUUAUUUGUAUGAAAAGGAAGAGUCUCACUUUUAGUGGAGACUCGAGCUGGAAUGAAUAAAUUGGAGUGAGGGGAAAGGACACGGACCCAUUCCCUAAUCUGUUUGUUUGCAACUGCAGUACAUUUCUAAAAAACAAAAAACAAAACAAAAAACUUGCUUCCAUGCCUUUUGUGUGUUUGAUGCCAUGCAAUCUACAAUAUGUGCCAGAACAUCUCCCAAACUGUAACUUUUGAUAUCAAUUAGGUUUCGUUUACACUAUAUUAUCUCAGAUGGUGACCAUGGCUUUUUAUGUGAGGGUUUUUUUUUCCUUCCCUCACUGCUAAUUCAAGUCUCUUUAUUUGCCAAGUAGUGAUACACAUUUUUUUAUUCCAUAAAAAAGCACUUCUGUUUGAAGUGGAGAGUGAUGCUGACUAUUUCAAGUCUUAUUUUAUAAUUGAUAAUCUUACAGUGCAGUUACGGUUAUCCUAAAUAUAAAUAGUGUUUUUUUGUUGUUUUUUAACAGUAUGUGUUGUGUUUCAGCUUUAUUCACACAGAGCCUGUAAAACUCAUUCAUUGUCUCAGUACUUUUGAUUGAUGAGUUGUAAUCUGCUGAUAGCCAAGCAGUUAUUUAAUUCAAUAACCAGGUAUUCAAUUAAGUGCCUAUUACAGUGAAUUGGCCUUUUUUUUUUUUUUAAACACUUUUUUUGUAGCUACACCAACAGUAUUGAGACCAUCGACUCCGUCUCCUCUUCUUAGUAUUGAAUCCUAAUAUAUCUGUCUAAGUUAUUGAGAAUUGGAAACAAGCAUUUCCAUAUUUCUUCAGGAAGUCAUAAACCAGAAGACAGUUGUUAUCAGGUUAUAACUGGGUGUGUUUGUCAUAAUUACAUCAAUUGCUCAUGUGAGACGUUUAUUCUCACUGGUUUUAGUUAACUGGUGUAUUGCAGAAAAGUAUUUUUUUUUACUUUUUGACAUAACUAAUAUGUUUCAUUAGUUUCCCCUAAACCUAAAAUUCAGCUCCACAUAGAAAUUUUAAGAAAAGUGUCAUUACACUCUGGGAGAUUCAACUAUAUUAUUACACAGCUGCUUUUUGUUUUUUGUAACUGAUAAAAAAGCAUACAUCUGUAAAAUAAAUAUACAAUAUGAUGCAUUAAAAAUAAGAACAUUUCACAUAUCUGUUGAGAUUUCAUUGUAUUUUUUUGCACAUGGCUUUUCAUGAGGAAAAUGUGUCGUCUUUACAUUGAGCUUCAUUUUCUCUUGUUCACCGAUUGAACCAGCAGGUGGCAGAACAGGCAAUAAUUUGUGUAUGCACAGUAAUAUACAGUGACUGGUUACGGGAAAUGAUUUGACUUUUGGAAUCGAUAAUUUGACAGAAUUUGAAUUUCCUUUUUUUAUGUAUGCAAAGUAAAAGUUUAAAAAGAUACAGGAACUAGACAAAGAACAGA